GGCGGGCCAACCAAUAGCGAGUCGCCGGGGGCGGGGCCAGGAGGCCGGCGGCGGAGGAGGUCCCGGGAGCCGGCUGAGCGCUGGGCAGGGGGCGGCGGCGCGCGCGCUUCCAGGCCGUUUCGGAUGUUCUGUAUCAACGAGCCGCUUAGAGCCCCGGCCCAGUGACCACAGACCUCCUCAGGCAUUUCUGGGUCUUGGAGCAGCAUCGCGGAGCAGACCCCGCUCUCUCUCAGGCGACUGUGGAUAUGUGCCAGGGGCCCACCCCUGAGUCCAGAUGACACUCAUGCCGAUGGCUUCCGUGAUGGCGGUGACUGAACCAAAAUGGGUCUCCGUGUGGGGCCGCUUCCUGUGGAUGCUGCUGCUGAGCGUGGCGCUGGGGUCCCUGCUGGCCCUGCUGCUGCCGCUGGGGGCCGUGGAGGAGCAGUGCGUGGCCGUGCUCAAAGCCUUCUACCUGCUCCGGAGCAAGCUGGACAGGGUACAGCAUGCCGUCACCAAGUGCACCAGCCCGUCCACGGAGCUCAGUAUCACCUCCAGGGACUCGGCACUGCUGGUGGUCAAGACCAAGGCCUCUCCGGCUGGAAAGUUGGAAGCCAAAGCGGCUUUGAACCAAGCCCUGGAAAUGAAACGCCAGGGCAAGCGGGAGAAAGCCCACAAGCUCUUUUUGCACGCCCUCAAGAUGGACCCGGACUUCGUAGACGCGCUCAAUGAGUUUGGCAUCUUCUCAGAAGAAGACAAGGACAUCAUCCAGGCGGAUUACUUAUACACUAGAGCACUGACCAUCUCGCCCUACCACGAGAAGGCGCUGGUCAACCGGGACCGGACGCUGCCGCUGGUGGAGGAGAUCGACCAGAGGUACUUCAGCAUCAUCGACAGCAAAGUGAAGAAGGUCAUGUCCAUCCCCAAGGGCAACUCCGCGCUGCGCAGGGUCAUGGAGGAAACGUACUACCAUCACAUCUACCACACGGUCGCGAUCGAGGGCAACACCCUGACCCUCUCGGAAAUCAGGCACAUCCUCGAGACCCGCUACGCCGUGCCGGGGAAGAGCCUGGAGGAGCAGAACGAGGUCAUCGGCCUGCACGCAGCCAUGAAGUACAUCAACACGACGCUGGUCUCCCGCAUCGGGUCCGUCACCCUCAGCGACGUGCUGGAGAUCCACAGGCGGGUGCUGGGCUACGUGGAUCCGGUGGAAGCCGGCAGGUUUCGGACAACACAGGUCCUCGUGGGCCACCACGUCCCUCCGCAUCCUCGGGAUGUGGAGAAGCAGAUGCAGGAGUUCAUCCAGUGGCUCAACUCCGAGGACGCCAUGAACCUGCACCCGGUGGAGUUUGCAGCCUUGGCCCAUUAUAAACUCGUUUACAUACACCCUUUCAUCGACGGCAACGGAAGGACCUCACGCCUGCUCAUGAACCUCAUCCUGAUGCAGGCGGGCUACCCGCCCAUCACCAUCCGCAAGGAGCAGAGAUCCGAGUACUACCACGUGCUGGAGGUCGCCAAUGAGGGCGACGUGAGGCCGUUCAUUCGCUUCAUCGCCAAGUGCACGGAGACCACCCUGGACACCCUGCUCUUUGCCACGACGGAGUACCCGGUGGCACUGCCGGAGGCCAGACCCAACCACUCUGGCUUCAAGGAGACGCUGCCUGUGAAGCCCUAACUCUUAAGUCCUCCCUUGGUGACAAGGGAUGUCCCAGGGGGAAAAAAAAUCAAAGAAACUUAGCAUUUCUAGAAACCCUGUCGUCUCCCAAAGCAAAAGGAGAUGGAUAAGGAACGUAAACAUUCUUUACCUCCAAAUGUUUUUUUAGUUAAAAAAAAAAAACUAAAUUAUUAAGCCUUGUCUCUAAGAUAACUUAUGAUUCAGCCAAGUUAUUUAUUUUCUUCUUUUGAGCUUGUAAAUGUGUGGUGUCCACUGUCGGUGCCGGUGGCCCCUAUUCUUGUGGUGGUCCCAGCAGGCUUGGGGGCUUUAGUGCCCCUCGUGUGACGGGAACACAGGUUCUGGAGCAGAAUUUGCACUCGGGUGGGGGAGAGGCCAGGGGCUGUGUGACGACGUCUGGAGCCGCAGGACUAACUCCUCGCAGCCUUUUUGUGAAACUGGCUGAGCAGCUCUGACGUCACCCGGGAGCUCAGCACUCCUGGGGAGAACCCAGUCCCAGCUUUGAGAAGUGACUGAAAGCUUGCUUUCUAGAGGUUUCUGCUGCCCUCCCGAGAGAUGAGUGUGGUGACUAAUUCUUGCUGGUGGAGCAAACUUUCGAGAUAGGGAAUGAAUGUUGACCACCUUUCUUACUACAUACCUUGCUUCUUUCAAGGAAGAUUCGUUGAGCCAUAGUUAGUUGUACACUCUAGGACCAGAGGCUGUUAUUUUUCCAUAUCAAGAAUAUUUUUCUAGUUAAGACUAGGGGAGAGGCCAGCCUGGUUUUCUUUUAUAUUGUGAUGUUUCUCGCACUUCAUUUGCAGCAACUCAGACCAGAGGUUUUAAUCUAAAAGUCCUCUGGGUUUGUCACCCAACAAGUAAAUCAUGCUGCAAAUCAGGUCCUGUGCAAGUGGGCAGUCUGCCCUCAGCCCCACUGAGUCUAACAUCCCUUUUAGGUAUGUGUUAAAGAACACAUCUGGGAAAACAGAUGCCAUGUCAACACCAAAUAAGCAUUUUUGAUAAUGAAUCAGGGUGCCAGUUUCUACUGAACCAAGUAAAAACCUCUGACCACGGCCAGGAUGUGUCCCUUUCGUUAUGCAGUUUUAUCCCGGCUGGCCUGACCCCCCACCUCCCACAGCCAUUGUACUGUCCAGCGUCCCUUCGGGGAAGCAGAAUAGAUUGCCUUGGGGUGGCCUUGCUUUCCCAGUAACUUGGAAAGCGCUGUGUGUCAGACAGGCCAGUUUCCAAGCUGUCACUCUAGGGAAGUGGAAAGAAGCUUCUCUCUCUCACACGGCGCAGGUGCCAACACAACUGCUGCUACUUUGAGUCAGAACGGUCGCAAGUCACUGGGCUCCUCUUCCAGUGACGGAGCCCGUGACGCCUGACACUGUCCUGCGCUUCGUCCGUGUCUGAAUGACGGCGAAUGCAUAAAAGUGUUGUCUCUGAUUUGAGAAUUCCGAUCCUGACAGUAAUGAGAUCACUAUUCUAGUGUAGCAAGUGUCUGUGGUUAUUUAAUUGUAUAAUCAGCACAGAGGAGUUUUGUGAAAGAUUAAGAAAAAUAAGUGAAAAGAUGUAUGAAAUGGCCCCAAGGGCUAGGUAUUCAGACCUUUAUGAAAAAUAUUUUCAUACUUGUAUGCUGCCAUAAGGUGUUUCUUAAACCUUAACCCUUCUACCCUCUUGGCUUAUAAGCACACCAAGGAAGCCUGAGAGAAAUGCCUGCUCUGUAUGUAGAGAGAAACUGCACUUUAGCUGUAUGUGAAGCUUAUUUUAGCCAGUUAAUAAAGUAUUUUAUUACAUAA
This is a messenger RNA of Equus caballus (horse), 3423 nucleotides long. It is a transcript of the gene FICD, whose product is annotated as FIC domain protein adenylyltransferase. NCBI's taxonomy places the organism in Eukaryota, Metazoa, Chordata, Mammalia, Perissodactyla, Equidae. The record is from RefSeq and is a predicted model, not a curated record. Gene Ontology annotation, molecular function: protein binding.